AUGAAUAUAUUCAAAGGAUAUAACAACUUAUUAACAAAAUACCCUUUAAGUACUAAAUGCGUGACAUCUGGUUUUAUGUUUGGUCUGGGAGAUGCCAUAUGUUAAUUAGUAUUUGAAGAAAACAAAGCAUAUAAUUUUAGAAGAACUGCAAACAUAGCUUUUGUAGGAUCUGUUUUUGCAGCUCCCGUUCUACAUAAAUGGUAUGGAUUUUUACCAGGAUUCUGUGAGAGAAAUAUUUUUUAUAAGUAUCCUAAGAUGGGCUAGAUUUCAAAAACACUUAUUCCUAUGGCUUUUGACUAAACUAUUUUUGCCUUUUCCUUCACUUGCUAUUUCUUUAUGGUUGUUAAUUAUGUAGAGUAUUAGUCUAUUGAAAAAGGAAUCACUAGUAUUAAAGAAAAGAGUUUAGAGACUAUGAUAGCAAAUUGGAAAUUAUGGCCAGCAGCUCAAAUGAUUAAUUUCUCUAUUGUACCUAUUCCUUACAGAGUACUUUUUGCUAACUUUGUGGGACUUAUUUGGAACAUUUAUCUUUCUUGGAUUUAACAUCGUCAUUGA
Molecule: messenger RNA, 552 nt
Organism: Tetrahymena thermophila SB210
Lineage: Eukaryota; Ciliophora; Oligohymenophorea; Hymenostomatida; Tetrahymenidae
Product: Mpv17/PMP22 family protein
Exons: 1
Cellular component (GO): membrane; cytoplasm
Source: RefSeq, a predicted model, not a curated record